UGUGUGUGUGUGUGUGUGUGUGUGUGUACAGCAUCAUUGACAACGGCAGGGCAUCUUGACGGAGGAUCCCUCUGCUGAAAUGCAGUCUUUCAUCUCUCCGGUGUCCAAGGCGAUUCUGGUGGCUCUGUUCAUUUUUGCCAUUUUGCUGAUCCUCUAUGUGAUCCUGUGGUACAUCUGCCGAGACGUGGACUGCGAUCACGGCAUCUGAUCGGCAUGGACCUUAGGGAGACCAACAAGGAGACCCCGGCGACAGGGUGACCCUCAUCAGUGCGCACCUUAAGUCUUACCCAAGCAAAAUGGAAGGGUUGCCAUAGUGACUGGGGGUGCCCGUGGAAUGGGUUUUGAGACUGCAAGACACCUGGCAAGCCUUGGCAUGCAUGUUGUAAUAGCUGGAAACGAGGAAGACGAAGGCUUGGCAGCUGUCAAGAAGAUUCAUGAAGAAGGCAGCGAUGGGAAAGCUGAGUUUGUUUUCCUGGACUUGGCCUCCCUGAAAUCCGUCCGACUGUUCGUUCAGAAGUUCAAAGCCCGAGGUCUCCCCCUUCACGUUCUGGUUAACAAUGCUGGGAUCAUGCUGGUCCCUGAGAGAAAGACAGCGGAUGGGUUCGAGUUACACUUUGGCCUCAACUACCUUGGCCAUUUCCUGUUGACCAACCUCCUGCUGGAUACGCUGAAGAAGUCAGGAACGCAGGGCCGCUGUGCUCGCAUCGUCACCAUGUCGUCUGCCACUCACUACGGAGGGGUUCUGCACAUGGAUGACUUGCAGAGCAGGGCCUGCUAUAGUUCCCAUGGUGCCUAUUCCCAAAGUAAACUGGCACUGGUCUUCUUCACCUACUACCUGCAGGAGAGGCUGACAGCCGGCGGCUUCCCAGUGACCGCCAACGCUGUGGACCCCGGCAUGGUGGACACAGCACUGUACGACAAUCUCUGCAGCCCAGCACAGGCCGCCAAGAAACCAGUGGCCAAACUGCUGUUCAGGACACCAGCAGAGGGCGCUUCCACAGCAGUCUACGCUGCUGCAGCCUCUGAAAUGGAGGGCGUUGGUGGCUGGUACCUGUACAACGGCCAGAAAACACAGUCAGCCGACGUUACGUACAACACUGACAUACAAGCCAAGCUGUGGAAGCAGAGCUGCAAGCUCGUGGGCCUUCAGGAAGCCUGACAUCGUCACUUCAUCAGUAGUUCUACACCCUCCAGAGCCAUGGAAGGAAUGAGUUCUGCAGCUGGCACGUGGUAUUAAACUACUGAUUGACUUUUUCUUACUCUGCCAGUAAGCCAUCCAGAAUUCCAGACUGUCCACACCAGCCAACACUACAGAUGAUAGCUACACAUCACAUACAAGGUUAUUAGUGGGAUUCAGGUAAAUGGUUGUUGUUUUGAUGAUGCCUUUCAGCAAUACUACAGAGCCCCAGGACGGCCUCUCUUUUUUUCUUUACUAAAUACUACACUGAUAUCAAGAAAUCCCAUUUUGUGCACAUGCCUUGCUUCUUGUGAGCUCUCAAUCUGCAAGCUUGAGCUCUCACAUGGAUGAGACUGGGCCCAGGUUUUGCCUAAUUUAUCUCUCAUCUAAAGAAAAUGUGCCCAUAAUGCCACACACUGGAGCCCUGCUGUUGCAUGAAUGCCCUACCUGACAUUUUGGUGUCCAAGUUGACCAAAAAUGUAUUCAAAAUUUGGAUACCCUCUUAUACACACAAUUCAGUGACUUGAUCUAAAUCAGCGUUCUGAUGCUGGCAGAGUUCAUGCCGGGCUCUCAACAUCUCUCUGUAACGCAUCCCCAUGUUAAAUACAUCUUUAUCAAAGAACCCCAACAACACAAUUUAAUAAUAAGCUGUCAACUUAUCCAUUAAAUUGUGGUCACGUUUUCUUUAGACAAGAGUCUAAAAAAAAGUAUUGUGCACAAAUUAGGAUUUUUGACCUUGAUAUAGUAUUUUGUGUGCACAAAUUAAAAUACAAAGUUUCCAUGGCCUCUCCAGGGCCCGGACAAAGCAGUUUAUCAACAACUUUUCAUGUGUUCACAUUAAUAACAGAGAAAAAGUUGUAACAGUCAUUGACAAUGGCUGAUUUAUAAGGACUCAUACAUAUGAAACCCAAGCUUGUCCUUUAGAUUUUGACCCAUCCUCUCAAAAGUACAAUUACAUAAUGGAUAACAAGGAAUGGAAUGAGAAUAACAAAAACAUACAGUAUUUGUGAGAUUGUCCAGUUUGUUAACGUAGUCAUGAAGUGAUAAGAACACAAGUUAGACACCAAAAUCACCCCUGUGCCAUGUAGGCACCAUGCUAACCCUCUAAUAUGAGCUAAGUUGAUUGAUUAUAGGCUGUUGUGAAGACUUGACCAUACAUAUGUUCCACUCAGGUCAGUUCAGCCUAAUCACUUUAUUGUCCCAGAUGGCAAAUUUGUUUUGCAGUUAGGUAUAACACAUUUGAAAACCUAUAGAACAACACCCAAUCAAACACAGUUUUAUCAAAUAAAGAAGAUACAUCAAGUCAGUUUUCCUGAGACCAGCCCUUAAUAAAAGAUCUGCACAUGAAGUGAUAAUAACAGUAGACACCACACUAACCCUUUAGCAUGUGCUAAGUUUAGUGAUUAAUAGGCUACUGCCAACACUUGACCAUAGUAUAUGUUGGACACAUGAUGUCUCAAUAACAUAAAGUCCAAUGAAAAAUGGCAGGAUAGUUACAUUAUGAUAUAGUAUUAUAUCAUAAUGUAAUUUGUUUUGUUCUGUUUUGAAUGCUCCAGGGACACAUGGGUGAUUUUGGUGUCCAUGUUCCCAGCACUUAAAAGAUAAGGUGACUAACGAGACAGUCUCACCAAAAGGUAAAUCUAAAGCAAUCCCAAGUUGACUCAUGUCACGACAGAAACUGGGUGGAAUGACAAAAGAGUCCGUUGGGUUAGGUGGGUAACAGGGUGGGAAAUUUACUUUUUAUGUAAAUUCUUCCCAAAUCCCAAACUAUUGUGUGUGUGUGUAUUUAUGGCUGCACAGCACAAACUGCAAGCUACUGCCUCAGUUGUCAAUAAUGUAUACAGUGUUAUGAUGUAUGAACAUGGUUUACUUUCUGUGGGGUGAGCAGUUUGCCUUUUUGUUUUUCUGUGGGAAAAUACAGAUGAACUGAGCCCUUGUCAUUGCACAGAUAAAUGUACAGAAGGCUUCGUGUGCCAAAUCCAGCCUCCAUCUCUGAUCAAACUGAAGAGCCUCUGUGUCAGCAAACCAGAAGACAUGGAGGCUUUUCACAUGUCUGUUAGGAUCCUGCCAAGCUCCUCUGGUAAUACGGCUUCUCUGCGUUGAAGUGGCUAAUAAUUAUAGACAAUCUCAGCGCACAAGACGCAUUAAUAUGUAAAUGCCUUAGUAGUGCCUCUUUAAACCUGCAAAUGUCUCUGUAGUGACUUCAGUAAUGUGGCACUCUUCCCCAUCCAUUAUUUCAUACUUGACAUUAUUCGAAAUCUAGGAGGUUAGAGCUGUUCAUGUAUCGUGCAAAGUCACAGAUAAUGCAAAUCACUGGCCGCUCUUUCUGAUUACACUGUUAAUUAGCAUUCAGUGAAGGGCUACCUGAAAUGAAGAUACACCAUGAUUGAGACCUCAUAUGUGUUACAGCUGUGAUAUGGGAUUAUUCUGUGUAGAUACACAGACACAAAACAGAGACCACAGAGCAAGAGAUCUGCCCCACUCUGCAGAAGUGGACUGAGUUUCUAGACAAAGUUCAGCAUCCUGCACCGAGAUUUCCUUCAUUCAGGCUAGGUUGCACCAACAAAGGAUUCAUUUUUGAACCAGGUCAAAUCAUGAUUUACCGGGAAAUUCUGUCGCACCAGCCGAUAAACCUGUCUUAAAAUGAAGAAAGGUUACAUUUAUAAAUGUAUGGAUGCAAAUUAGCUUUUUUUCCCUCUCCUGUAUACUUUUUUUUUUUUUUGUAAACAAGCAUCAGCAUCUUAGUUUAACUCUCAUGAUUUAUGUUAGGUUUAAUCACUUAACUUGGAUUCACUGAAGCAGGGUUAGUUUUUAUGUUAGUUUUGGUGCAACCUAGCCUUAGGAGUCUGCCAAAAUGAGUUUUUAGGUCUGAUACUAACAGAAGCAGCAGAGGCUCUAAUAAUAUUAGUGUCUUCUCUAUUUAUUGCUGAAGCUGCUGUUCGUCAGUAUGUUUAUUGCCGUUCUUCAGUGUCUGAAAUGUUCUAAUUCUCAGUCCAAAUAUACAGAGCACUCAGUUUUUACCUCAGACAUUUGUUCCUGUCAAGGUGGCAAAGCCUCUGAGUCAACAUUUAGGAUCAAAUUUUCCACUGGAGCACAUAAGACUCUCUGUUGAGGGCAGUCAUAUUAAUAAAACAUACUGAAGCAUCAGUCAGUUCAGGGAGAAGGCUUUCCAUAGACAGCCAGUGUACGAUUGAUCCAAUAUACAGUAAAUUUAAUGACAUGAAUCAUAUUAUUUACAUUAUAUUGGAGGUGGAUGAUGCUUACUGGACUGGAUGUUAUUUUUAAUAUAAGGGUCAAUCUACCUGAAGCCUACCAGUCAGUGUGAACUGUGUGGGGAUUCUCUUUUUAGGUUGGAUUUCCCUUUAAAUAACACUUUUGUUUUGGCCUUAUUGAAAUGUAGUUUUAUAUUAAUAACAUAAAUUUACUUUAAUAUCUUAAUAUUAUGUAGCAUCAUAGAAAAAAGUGAACCACCGUUGUGUUGGCUCCAGCUUUGGCCAACAAACUGAGAUGUUGCCAAAAAUCUAAGUGCCAUCUUUUGUUCACUGUAAUCGACAAAACUGAAAAAUCCUGUGGCUACAAAUCAUCUUUUCAUUGAUCGAAUUUAGAUUUUGUAGAUAUUUUUCUUGUAUGUCUGUAAUCGAGAGAUAUUUUUUCAGAUGGCUGUAAAAUCAGAAGAAUGUUGAAUCGGCACAUUGCAUUGAAAUAUUUGUUUAUUCAUGGAUCAUUGAGGAACUUUAGGGCGGUGAGUCGGUGAUUGCUUGAAGAGUUUUUGUUAUUUUUGAAUUUAAUCAUCAUGAACUGUAACUUCACAUUCUUCCAUGUGGCUAAAUUUUCCUUUGUCCAUCCAGUAAUUAAUAUGGGUGUCUCUGAACAUGUUGUUGAACAAGAUAUCAUCAUGCUUUCUGUUCAACUAUUGGUCUAAAAAAAAAAAAAAAAAAGUUCUCUUGUGUCAAAAACAUCCUCUGAAGUACUGUAUGAUUGAUGUGUGUCAGUAUGACCUUGUGAGGUGUUCCCAUUUCUGUAGGACAUGAGAGUCCAAGAAAAUUGUGAUUAUUGUUGAUUAUUUUGCACUUAAAUGGUGUACCAUUAUCACUGUGAAUGAUGCCUUUUUCCCAAUGUGACUUGAUUUUGUGUCAUGUGAGCUGACUUUAUUAUGUCGACCUUGUGUAAUGGACUGAAAAAAAAAAUGUACCACUUGACAGAAGAAUAUAUAAAUCAGUAAGAAACAAA
Myripristis murdjan (pinecone soldierfish) is the source of this 5407-nucleotide messenger RNA. RefSeq names its product dehydrogenase/reductase (SDR family) X-linked (gene dhrsx). The coding region runs from base 335 to 1159 and encodes 274 amino acids. The record is from RefSeq and is a predicted model, not a curated record. The transcript has 7 exons. Lineage: Eukaryota; Metazoa; Chordata; Actinopteri; Holocentriformes; Holocentridae.